Phyllopteryx taeniolatus (common seadragon) is the source of this 6430-nucleotide messenger RNA. RefSeq lists its product as uncharacterized. The coding region runs from base 859 to 5007 and encodes 1382 amino acids. NCBI's taxonomy places the organism in Eukaryota, Metazoa, Chordata, Actinopteri, Syngnathiformes, Syngnathidae. The record is from RefSeq and is a predicted model, not a curated record. The transcript has 19 exons.
CCACGCAGGCACGGGGAGAACAUGCAAACUCCACACAGGCGGGGACGGGGAUUGAACCCCGCACCUCAGAACUGUGAGGCUGACGCUCUAACCAGUCGGCCAUCGUGCCGCCAUAUAUGUACAUAGUCAGGGAAAUUGUUUGUUCUAGAUGAUCCAUCCAUCCAUCCAUAGCUACCGUUAAUCCUGUUCAGGUUUGCGGGGAGCUGGAGCCUAUCCCAACUGACAUCCAGCAAAAAUACCCACAAAAGCGGGUAUUACCUGGUAUUUUGAGGCACUAAUAUUUCUAGUACCUAGUCAGCCAGGAUUCCAAGCGUGUCUGAUAUACUGUACGUGUUAUAUAAGUUAUUUAAACCUCUGCAGGUUUCUCAUUGGUCUUACUUAGAAACUUGGAAAACACCGCUUUCAAAUGGUCAUUGGCUCAUUCCGUGCCGAUGCUUGAGAACUGAAGCAAUGCCUCAUGAAAUCGUUUCAUUCUCUUUCUAUAACCCUGUAACUAUACUGUAGUUACAGUAAGUAUUGUUGUAAAACACAACAUAUGUAUACUUUAUGGACUAUUUGUUUGGCUUGACAUUGUUGCCAUUCAGCUGAUUUGAGUGGGUGAGUACCAACCACGUUUUGUUGGUUGCGCCCUCUCGGCAACGGGCUUGCAGCAGCCCCGUUUCUGAUGAGGGGAAUGCCGGCGUUGUCCGACUGUCGCCUCUUGUUGUUCAGGCAGCACUCUUGCACCAGCCGCGAAAAUAGCGGAGCUGGUGGACUGGACGAUGGUGCCCUACGACUGGAUGGAUGGCGGAUGGGCUGAGCUCAGCGAAGAGCGUCGGCAAAGUGGCGCGGACGAGUUGAGGAGCGAUGCGAAGCUAGAUGGAACUGGAGAGUGGAGACAUUCUUUCUGUAUGUAUGAAGCGGAGGAUGUCUCCAUGGGGAGCCAGCUUUGGAAAUGGGCGAAGCAGUGACCCUGCCGCCAUGGCAUCAGGACCUCCAGAUGCGAUGGCCAAUCAGGAGCCUGCUGAGGUCGCGGAAGACUGCUCAGGAAAGAAGAAGUCCAAGUUCCAGACUUUCAAAAACUUCUUUGCAAGGAAGAAGAAAAAGGAGCCAUCGGGAGAUCACGCAGAGCUUAAAGGCAGCCAGUCGAGUGACAGUAUCAGUAAAACAUCCGAAAACAAUACUCUCAGGCGCUCGGAGAAAGAGAGAGGGUCAAAGAUUAGCCUGGGGAGUAAGGCCUUGUCACACGACUCUGUCUUUGUCUCGGACUCGUCGGAGGCCAACGAGGCUCUGGGGGCUUCUCAGGAUAGCAUUCAUGGGAAAGUGAAAUUUCUUCAGCUCCAGCUGAAGCAGGCCAUCAGACUGGGCUCUCCUCCAUCGCUGAUGUGCGUGAAGAGGGCAGAAGAUGCCGGCACCACGUCGGAGGACGACGGUCUACCCUGCAGCCCCCCUGAGUACACGUCACCACAUGUAGCUAUGAAUCAGACUCAGAGGAACAGCUCCAUCAGCCUGGAGGGAGUAGACAGUGAUGAAGACCAGAGAGCUGCAAGGUGGCUUGCUCAACAUGCCUUGGUCAUCAACCCUCCACCAGUGUUUGACAUGGUUCUAAGCAGAUUGUCAUGUGCUGCCUCCAGCAGAGCAGUGAGUCCCCUGGUGACAGUUCCGGGGGAUUUCAGUCAGCCUGCCAGCCCCUUUGGCUGUCUGGAUAACUCUGCUGCCAAACACAAGCUGGGCCUGAGACAUAAGGCCUGCAACAGGAGGAAACCCGCCAAUAGGAUUGAGAUUAAAUCAGAGGAACACAAUGGGAUAGAUGAAUCGUUGAGCAUCCCCUUCCCAGAAUGUUUAGAGGCGCAAGACGAAGAAAAGAUAAGAGAUCCAAAUGGAGAUGAGCCGAAACAACAGUUGGAAGAGGAGGACGAAUGUCACGAGAACGAGCAGCUCUUCUUGCAGGGAGCAGAGGGAGAGGAGUCGGAAGCAGAGGAGGAUUUGUCACUCGCUCAUCUCUGUCAAUCAGAGAUGGUAGCUGCUGACACGCAACCUCCACCCUCCCCCGAACUCAGUACCAGAAGCUCCUCUCUGGACAGUCCCGGAGCAACACUAGAGCCUCCUGCUGGCCACAUAGACUUCCUGGAUCACUCACUUGUGAAAGAAAAAGAGGAGAACAUGGAUGGACCAGAUCUGGGAGAAGAAGAUGGACUCGGGGACGGUGUGGCGGGAGACUUCUUACAGGAAGUGCUAAGCUCCCUAAAGAAACCGCUACCUUCUUGCUCUCCAUGUGUGGACUCUGAGGAUCUUGUCCUGGAGAUAAAGGAAGAAAAAAAGGAGACAGAAGAUGAACAAGAGGUGAAAAAUGAGCCUGCAUUUCAUCAAGUUGCUCCUUGUGAUGCUCUCCUGUUGGAUCAGUCCAGCGAGGAAGAAGAAGAGGAGGAGGAGCUAGCCACUUUGAGCAAUCCUUCUCUACAUGUUGAUGAAAAGGAGGAAAGUGAAGAUGAUGAUGAAAAAGAAGAGGAAGAGGAGGUGGAAGAGGAGGAACUUGUCGUAGAAAGAUUCAGUCAAUGUUGUAUCCAGUUAGAGGACACAGGAGAGUACGACGCACCACAAGAAGUCAAACCCGAAGAGCAACAGCACCACUGGGAAGAGCAAGAAACUGAGGCAAGUGAGGAAGAACAAAAGGGGACAGAUCUUGAACCGGAGGGAGAAGGUCAAGAGGUGAGCGUGGCAGAGGAGGUAGAAGAAAAACAACACUGGAUAGAGGAGGCAGGAGAAGAAGAGUGGGACAUGCUUCCUGAUGAAAUAUGCCAUGAAGUUUGUAAUGUAUCCAUAUUGACGGAGGAAAAAGAACAUGCUGAUGCCAUGAAGAACGCAGAAUGCACACGUGAUGGUGAAACACCUCAAGAGCCAUGUGAUGGGGUAGCCGACAGCCAAGUGUCUCCCAACGAAAAUGACCGUGAAAGGCAAGCGAGAGAGAGUGGAGCGGAGGACGAGGAUGACAUAAAGCACAUAGAGCCACAUUCAGAACCACAGGAAGAAGCAGACCUGGACAAGGAUGAAAAUGUGGUGCGGGAAGAAGUACUGGAGAUGAAAGAAGAAAUAGAAGCAAAGCAAAUAAUAUCACCCUUUUCCUCGUCUUCACACGCUCCUUCACAAGACAACGAGGCCCUCGCUCUCAGUACAACAACCACCCUCAGUGGGACUAACACUCCCAUUGAGACCAUCACUCCUCAAGAGACCAUGGUUCCCUGUGAGACUGUCACUCCUAGAGAGACCACCAUUCCCACCGAGACCCUCCCUCCCACCGAGACCAUCCCUCCUGCUGAGAACAACACCCCCACUGAGACCUCCAACGCAGCAACCACCGCUGUCCACAUGAACCUUGUCUCGCCAAACUCCGAGUCGAGAACCUUUGCCUUUCAGCUGUCUCCGACCGAUGAAGAUUGCAAAGUGUCUUCUUCGAAUUCAACGACAGAGCAACAUGCUGUUGAAGAAGCCGCUGACACUGUUACAGAAAUACAAGAAGAGCAGGUGACCCAGAUCUGUGAUACAGCAGCUGUUGUAGAAGAAGCCAUGCCUUCUUCACCUGAGGACGAAGUCGCCAACCAGUCCCUCGAAGGUCCCGAUGAGAGCAAAGUUUGCUUCACCAUCGCACCCACCUGGCAGAGAUCUCUCUCUGGUGGGGAAGACAAAGAGACCCCAUCCUCUUCAUCAGCGCCAACCCCCAGCGCAGGGCCUGGACAUGGGGAUGUGGAGGCGACCACCAAGGAAGACCCACAGGUGGAUGCCCAGAUGGAGAACUUAGUGAAAACAACAGUGGCUGGAGGCACUGCUGCCAAACCUGCAAAUACUGUGGUCCAAGAGCCAUUCAGAGCUCAAACCUCAGCUGUUGCAGCCAAAGAAGGUAGCUCUGUUGUGAUAGAGGGAAACUACCACUCUCCCUUUGGAGUUCGUCUGAGGAAGACAGCAGUUCUGCACCGCUUCAGCUCGGAAGAGGAAAAUACAGAGGCACCCAUUGAGCCUCCAGUGGAGCCUGUUAGUUGUAAAGCUGAGGCGACCAGUUUCAAACCCUCCAUAAGUCAACCAGUGGGCACCAAACCUGCCCUUCCCAAGAAACCAGAUGUCCACGGGGACACUGGGGUGAAAACCAAGCGUGUCUCAGAGCCUGCUGCAGCACCUGGUGCUUCUGCUGGAUCUGACGGUCCCAGCUGGAUCUCCGUGGCCAGACAGAAACAAAAGAUCUAUAAAGAGAAUUCACUGGACGAGAUGACAGUUAAGAAGGAGGAACAAGACAGAAAGUCUUCAGUGCCUACGUACGUCAGCUCAGCAUUGAAAAAGGAACUCUGUACCAAAACACCUGAAUUCACUGGAAGAGUGGUGAUGGAUAGGCUGACAGAUGAGGUUAGACUGGAAUCCCCAUGGACCAUGAUGUUCGCAGAUGACAUUGCGAUCUGCAGUGAAAGCAGGGAGCAGGUGGAGGAACAGUUAGAAAGAUGGAGGCAUGCACUGGAAAAGAAAGAAAUGAAGAUUAGCCAAAUGAGUUUGUCAGAGAUCAGUAAGCCUUCAUCAUCUACAGAAAAUGAGACCAAGAAGUCUCUGUCCCCUGUGACUCCAGUGCCACCUCAACCGCCUAAAUCUCAGCCUCUUCCCUGCCCUGUAAACCCCAAACCACCACUUCCUUUGGCCACGUCCAAACCUGCACCACAGGCCGCCCCCUCCCAUCGAUCCUUAUCCCCUCCUAUUCCUGUUCCAGUUACCAUAAAACCUCCUCCUACUUCCAACCCGUCUGCUCUGUCCAAAACCUCUGCAGAAUUCAAGCCAGCGCAGACCCAGAGCCUGGCACUCACCUCGCCUCCUUUUUCAUCAAGAAUCAACCCUCCACUCCCAGCUUCAAGAGUUCCAGCACUUUCUGGUCCAUCGACUGCAUCUCAGCGCAGUCUUCCGCCUCCGUCUUUGUCCCAGGAUGAGCCACCAUGGAUGGCUCUGGCCAAGAAGAAGGCCAAAGCCUGGAGCGAGAUGCCUCAGAUAGUUCAGUGACAGCCGUGGCUUACAGAAGCUCCGGUACUCUGGUCCAGUGUGACCUGUGCAUUGAAGGUCCAGAAGGCUCACAUUUGAUGACUUGACUCUACCGAGAGUCUGAAUGGACCGCAAUGCAUUUGCACAUUAAUGAAAUGUUAUUGUUCUCUCUUGCUUCUUGUUUCUAUGCAUGUCUCACACUAAUUCUUUAUUUCCCUAUAUUGUACAGCAAUGUUACAUCAAUGACAGGGUAAGACAGUAUAUACGGAUGUAGAUAACUUGAAAGGUUUAUCCACAGGUGUGCACUUUUAGUGUCUAAUAAAGUGCCUGUUUGAGAAAAGAGGUAUUAUUAGGUAUAAUACAAUUUUGUGAGAGAUGCUGAAUAACUAUAAUGGCCAAACAAACAAAAAAAGAGAGUAAAAUUCCAAGGGAAAAAUCACGUGUAAUCUUGGAAUAAAGUUUUAUUUUGUUGAGGGAAAGUAAGCAUAAUUUUAACAAGUGAAUGUCAAAAUUCCCAAAGAAAUAUAAAUGCAAGAGCCUCAGACCUGCUACGGUAUAUAUAAGUCGGGAAAUCUCAACAUUUCUGGUUCCAUAAGAUCCUCAAAUGUUGUCAUUGUAAAACAGUUUAUACUCGUAUUACGGUAAUGUGACUAUUCUUGUGGGGGGAAAAAUCUCAAGCGCCGACUUCAUGCUCAUACAUAAUUAUUUUCCUCAUAUUACCACUAUUCCUGUCAAGUUACACUUUUUUUUCCUCGUAACUAUAAUUUAUUCUCGUAAUCACAUAUUUUAUAAACUUUCUUGAAUAUUCCUUGGCAUGAAAGCGAUGGAGGCACUGCAAAGUGAUUCCUGCCCUAACAGAGGCCAAGACAGACGAAGUCAAAGCCAAGACUGUGUGCUUAUUUUAGGAUUUAUUGUAAGGUCACAAAGUCACAUUUUUGAGGAAUUUAACCAGAUUUGAACAGCACCUAAUUAACUGACCAAAAAUGUGCUGCUGGUGUUUCAUCUAAAUGUUCUAAUCUGCAUUUCCUUAAGGGGCCAGCACAACUUUUCAGGUGGUCAAUGUAUUUUUAAAUCUUUGUUUCCACAAGUUAUAUGAUCUUAAAGUGUUUAAUACAUGGAUUUAAGUCAUUUUAUUAUUUUUUUUUACUGCAGUAUCAUGUUGGAAUCCUUAUGAGGGUUGUUUGAUUUGUAAUCACUACCAAAUGUACAGUAUGUCAAUGAUACAGAAAAUCUUAUACAAAAGCAGCACUCAGCCAUUUGGAGAUUUUGAUGCUCUGCUAAUGCAGAGAAAACUAUCAAGGACGGCAGGAGACAUUCUAUUGGCAUCAGAUUAAUCUUUCUCACAGUAGAUAUUCAGUUGUAUGUUUUUUAUUUCGUAUUAACUUUUGAGUAUUUUUGUGUACAUAAAUGGUGCAGUAAAUAAAUAAAAUCAAUUUUUUCUGUG